ACGCCGAUUUGAGUCGCAAGAGUGCUGCACGUUGGCAACGAGAUCGAACGGCGGAACGACAAUGUCCUUGUUGUGUUUUAACAGCACAAAAAGAAGGAGCAGCAGCAUGGACGCGGAGGAAUCUGUGACCAAAAACGAAAUACCUGAAGGUAUGAGGCCUGAAGCCAAAAUCGCGGGCUACCUGGACAAACGUGGACGAAGGUUACCAACAUGGAAACGCUACUGGUUCGUCCUCGAUGGACCACUUCUGCUGUACUUCCAGUCGGAGGAAGACUACCUAAAUUUAUCCCCAUGCAAAGGAUCGCUCAAUAUAGGACUAGUGGUAUCUGUGCGACCUUCUGGAUCUCGCUCUUCCCCCCAGCUUAUACUGGUCACCAGAGCCCAUCCCGUACACCUGCGUGCCAAAGAGAGCAAAGAUCAAGAACGCUGGCUGAAAGGACUGCUCGACUCGAUCGUGCAAUUUUCGCGGGCAGCCGAGCCAAGCAUGGUGAACAGCCUACGCAGAUAUGAAGACGCCUGCCUCCCUGAGCAGCCUGAGGUGGUGAGCACCAUGGAGCGUGUGCGACGAAUGGGACAGCAGGCAUUGAUGCCCCCAGACCAGUUGCUGAACGCGUCCAAAAGUUUGCGGAAAGUUGCCCCCAGCAUUCCUAGUCAAGCCAACAACAACGACGAUAGCGUCUGUGCGAUCACGGCCAAGUUGCCAACGAACUCAGCCGUGCACCGCAUGUUGGAGAAGAGACAAGAGGACAAAAAAGUAGAGGAGGAGGAGCAGAAGGAGCAGAGUAAGAAGAGCAGCGAGGAGGAAGUUAAAAAGGAAGCGGAGACUGGAUUGAAGGAAAAUCAGGAAGAGAACAAGAAAGAAAAAUCAGAAUGUGAAAAUAAAAAGGAAGAAUCGACAGUUGAAAUUAACGAAGAAAUCGCCGAAAAGAAAGAGGAUGUUGUCAAAACAGUUGCAGAAGUCGUAAAGGUCCCAGUUGAAUACAGCGUGGUGGUGAAAGAUCGCAAGUCUAAAAUAGAUCCAAUCCAAAAACCCGAAGAAAAACCAAAAGAGGAUGUAAAGGAACCUGCACCGAGUGUUAAAGUUGAGGACGUUGAAGAUGAAGACGCGGGGUAUGACCUGAUCAACAAAGACUAUCAAAUCGAAGGCGACUAUGAAGCGAUCGAACAGAGUGAAGAGGAGGAUAUUUACGCCAUGCCAUCUGCUGACGAGGAGAAGGACGAGGCAGAAGACGAACCCGUGGUUCCUCCAAGGCCGCAGCAAGAGACCUUCCACGCUACCCCAGUGGUCAUUUUAGAGAGCAGCCCUGAACCAGACUAUGAAUACUCGGAGACGAUGUUCAGCGUCGAGUGGACAGAACCGGAACCGCCUCCAAGGCCGAUAGAAAUCCACAACCAAGUCGAAAGGACAUUUUCAGCAGACGAGUUGGACGUCCUGCUGAGCAAGACAUCCAGCGAGGUGGCACCAAUCAUGACCAGGCUGUCUCUGGACCCCUGAAUGAAAAGGAAGAUUUGGUCAGGGCGACUCCUUGUGUCGCAGGGUCAGAGUCAAGGGUUGAACGGGCGCAAAGGGCAGCGCACGCUUGGACUCUUGACCUUCCAGACGUGGUGCCUCCGAAGGAACAAAGUGAUGAUGAGUCGGAAUCAGACACUCCAAACAUGAGUUUAGAGGAGGCGAUGCAGGUCAUAAGACGAGCGUCCCGACGCCUUCCGAAGGUUACACAGGCAAAACAGGAUCUGCAUGAGGCUGUGGUCGCUAGGGUGAUGGUUGAAGACGAUAAACUGGAAUCUUUAGAGGGUCCAAUCAAGCCUAUUGAUUCAAAAAGACUUUCCUUUGCCACUACCGACUUAGAGCUCACGCUAGAAGAGACGGUGGACACAUUGAAGACACCUUUUGUGUCAGCAACUUUCGGCUGAUAAGAAUAUUUUCAUAAUAAAUUCAUUCUGAAAUCGCAUGUAUAAAAGUUAGGCUUGAGAAAAAUAAAUAUUUAAACAUUUUUAUAUCAUUUGUUGCGUUAGUAAUCAGCUUUAUAUGUCGUUUAAAUACCAACGUAGAGUGGAAAUUCACAAAAAAAAAAAAAA
Messenger RNA from Neocloeon triangulifer, 2079 nucleotides. Its product is annotated as switch-associated protein 70-like. The transcript has 4 exons. Bases 62 to 1495 code for a protein of 477 amino acids. Lineage: Eukaryota; Metazoa; Arthropoda; Insecta; Ephemeroptera; Baetidae. The record is from RefSeq and is a predicted model, not a curated record.